CCCCCCCCUCAAACCUCACCGCGCCGCGGACAGCCCGCCCCCGCCGCCCGCCCGGGAGGAGCCCGCAGCGGCCCCGCCGCCCCCUGACCCUGAGGGAGACCCGGCCGCUGCGAGGGCCCGCUUCGAGGUUUUGUAGCGCUUCCCGAGCAUGAGUUCAGAAUGAAGCGGCGAUUGGAUGAGCAGGAGUCACCCGUGUACGCGUCGCAGCAGAGACGUAUCACCAGCAGCACCGAAGCUUUUCAACACCAGCACCGCGUGCUUGCCCCGGCGCCUCCGGUGUAUGAGGCGGUUUCGGAGACCAUGCAGUCUGCCACGGGGAUUCAGUACUCGGUAACUCCCAGCUACCAGGUGUCGGCCGUGCCGCAGAGCUCGGGCAGCCACGGGCCAGCCAUCGCAGCCGUCCACAGCGGCCACCACCACCCCGCGCCGGUGCAGCCCCACGGGAGCCAGGUGGUGCAGAGCCACACUCACCCCACGCCGCCAGCCGUGCCCGUGCAGGGGCAGCAGCAGUUCCAGAGGCUCAAGGUGGAGGAUGCUCUGUCUUACCUUGACCAGGUGAAGCUGCAGUUUGGUAGCCAGCCACAGGUCUACAAUGACUUCUUGGACAUUAUGAAGGAAUUUAAAUCUCAAAGUAUUGACACUCCAGGAGUGAUCAGCCGCGUAUCGCAGCUCUUCAAGGGCCACCCAGACUUGAUCAUGGGUUUCAACACCUUCUUGCCGCCUGGUUACAAGAUCGAGGUGCAGACGAAUGAUAUGGUGAACGUGACGACACCGGGGCAGGUUCACCAGAUCCCCACUCACGGCCUGCAGCCCCAGCCGCAGCCCCAGCCGCAGCAUCAGUCGCAGCCGUCAGCGCAAUCAACCCCAACACCAGCACAGCCGGCGCCGCAGCCACCACCUGCCAAAAUCAGUAAGCCAUCACAGUUGCAGGCACAUACUCCCGCCAGCCAGCAAACUCCCCCGAUUCCACCAUACGCAUCACCGCGCUCCCCACCAGUCCAACCUCAUACGCCUGUGACAAUCUCCCUGGGAACCACACCAUCCCUGCAGAACAAUCAGCCUGUGGAGUUUAAUCAUGCCAUCAACUAUGUCAACAAGAUCAAGAAUCGGUUCCAGGGACAACCAGACAUCUACAAAGCCUUCCUGGAGAUCCUCCAUACGUAUCAGAAAGAGCAGCGUAACGCCAAGGAGGCGGGAGGUAACUACACGCCGGCUUUGACGGAGCAGGAGGUGUACGCGCAGGUGGCUCGCCUCUUCAAGAACCAGGAGGAUCUGCUCUCGGAGUUUGGGCAGUUCCUGCCUGAUGCCAACAGCUCUGUGCUGUUAAGUAAGACAACUGCAGAGAAAGUGGAAUCGGUAAGAAAUGAUCACGGUGGCACGGUGAAGAAGCCACAGCUCAACAACAAACAGCAAAGACCCAACCAGAAUGGCUGUCAGAUCCGACGGCACUCGGGAACUGGAGCAACCCCUCCGGUGAAGAAGAAACCAAAGCUGCUUGGUUUAAAAGACCAGUCUUUGGCAGAAGCCAGCAAACAUGGUGUGGGGACAGAAUCUCUCUUCUUUGAGAAGGUCCGCAAAGCUCUGCGUAGCACAGAGGCGUAUGAAAACUUCCUUCGCUGCCUGGUUAUUUUCAACCAGGAGGUGAUCUCCCGAGCCGAGCUCGUGCAGCUAGUUUCUCCAUUCCUGGGGAAAUUCCCAGAAUUGUUCACUUGGUUUAAAAACUUUCUGGGAUAUAAAGAGUCUGUUCACAUGGAGACGUAUCCGAAGGAACGGGCUACCGAGGGGAUUGCCAUGGAGAUUGACUAUGCCUCCUGUAAAAGACUGGGCUCCAGCUACCGAGCCUUACCCAAGAGCUACCAGCAACCCAAGUGCACGGGGCGGACUCCGCUGUGUAAAGAGGUAUUGAAUGACACCUGGGUCUCCUUCCCGUCCUGGUCCGAAGAUUCCACAUUCGUGAGCUCCAAGAAGACGCAAUAUGAAGAGCACAUCUACAGGUGUGAGGAUGAGCGUUUUGAGCUGGAUGUUGUCUUGGAGACCAACCUGGCAACGAUCCGCGUCCUUGAGGCAAUCCAAAAGAAACUCUCGCGCUUGUCUGCCGAGGAGCAGGCCAAAUUCCGGCUGGACAACACUCUGGGUGGCACUUCAGAGGUGAUCCACCGCAAGGCUCUCCAGAGGAUAUAUGCUGACAAAGCAGCCGACAUCAUUGAUGGACUUCGGAAGAACCCAUCUGUGGCUGUUCCCAUUGUACUGAAAAGGUUAAAGAUGAAAGAGGAGGAGUGGCGAGAAGCCCAGAGAGGAUUUAAUAAAGUCUGGCGAGAGCAGAAUGAGAAGUAUUACCUGAAAUCCUUGGACCACCAGGGCAUCAACUUCAAGCAGAACGAUACCAAGGUCCUGAGGUCAAAGAGUCUCCUCAAUGAGAUUGAAAGCAUCUAUGAUGAGAGGCAAGAGCAGGCUUCAGAAGACAAUGCUGGAGUCCCCACAGGCCCACACCUAUCGCUAGCCUAUGAAGACAAGCAGAUCCUGGAAGACGCUGCCUCUCUCAUCAUCCACCAUGUGAAGCGGCAGACGGGGAUCCAGAAAGAGGACAAGUACAAAAUCAAGCAGAUCAUGUAUCACUUCAUUCCAGACCUGCUGUUUGCUCAGCGAGGUGAACUCUCGGAUGUGGAAGAGGAGGAGGAAGAGGAAAUGGAUGUGGACGAAGCUACUGGGGCUGCAAAAAAGCACAAUGGUGUUGGGGGCAGUCCUCCCAAAACCAAGCUGAUGUUCAACAACACGACAGCCCAGAAGCUGCGGGGCAUGGAUGAGGUCUACAAUCUCUUCUACGUGAACAGCAACUGGUACAUAUUCAUGCGGCUGCAUCAGAUCCUGUGCUUGCGGCUGCUGAGGAUCUGCACCCAGGCCGAGCGGCAGAUCGAAGAGGAGACGCGGGAAAGGGAGUGGGAGAGGGAAGUGCUGGGCAUAAAGCGAGACAAGAGCGACAGUCCUGCCAUCCAGCUGCGACUGAAGGAGCCUAUGGACAUCGAUGUUGAGGAUUAUUACCCGGCCUUCCUGGACAUGGUGCGCAAUCUCCUGGAUGGGAACAUGGACUCGUCGCAGUACGAGGACUCCUUGCGUGAAAUGUUCACCAUUCACGCCUACAUCGCCUUUACCAUGGACAAGCUGAUCCAGAGCAUUGUUCGACAGCUCCAGCACAUAGUGAGCGAUGAGAUCUGCGUGCAGGUGACAGACCUCUACCUGUCAGAGAACAACAACGGAGCAACAGGAGGUCUUCUCGCUUCCCAGUCUUCUCGUGCUCUUCUGGAGGCCACGUACCAGCGCAAAGCCGAGCAGCUCAUGUCGGAGGAGAACUGCUUCAAGCUGAUGUUCAUUCAGAGCAGAGGUCAAGUUCAGUUAACCAUUGAACUGCUGGACACGGAAGAGGAGAACUCUGAUGACCCUGUAGAAGCAGAGCGCUGGUCGGACUACGUGGAGCGGUACGUCAACUCCGACUCUACCUCCCCCGAGCUCCGGGAGCACCUGGCCCAGAAGCCCGUCUUCCUGCCGAGGAAUCUGAGGCGGAUCCGUAAGUGUCAGCGUGGUCGGGAGCAGCAGGAGAAGGAAGGGAAGGAGGGAAACAGUAAGAAGUCCAUGGAGAACGUGGAGAGCUUGGACAAGCUGGAGUGUAAAUUCAAACUGAACUCCUAUAAGAUGGUGUACGUGAUCAAAUCGGAGGAUUACAUGUACAGGAGGACCGCUCUGCUGCGAGCUCAGCAGUCCCACGAAAGAGUGAGCAAGCGACUGCACCAGCGGUUCCAGGCCUGGGUGGACAAAUGGACCAAGGAGCACGUGCCCCGCGAAAUGGCAGCCGAGACAAACAAGUGGCUAAUGGGCGAAGGGUUGGAGGGCUUGGUGCCCUGCACCACCACCUGUGACACAGAGACCCUGCACUUUGUGAGCAUUAACAAGUACCGCGUCAAAUACGGCACGAUAUUCAAGACACCGUAAAAAUCCCCCGGGGCGAGGGAAGAGCCCGGGAGAUGUGUGUGUGUGUGCGCGCAUCAAGGAAAGGAGGAAGAUGCCUUUCUCCCCCCUCACUGUGUGUCUCCGUAACAUGGCCACUUGACUAGUGCGUGGCUGGUACAACCUGUCACCAGCGGGAUUCCCCGUAGGGACGCGGAUCUCCGCCGGCGCCCGCUGGGACCGUGGGCCAGCGGCCCCUGGACUUCGGCACGCGUCCCCGGAGGGCGGGAAGGGACCCUUCUCUGAACUGAGCCACCCCAGAGAAACACAACGAGCUCGUACACACCAGCAGUGUGGAGGCUUUGACUCCCCGGAGGCCCCGAGCGGCGAGGGAAGAGAACCGGAGGCUCUCCACGACCGGACCGCUUGGAUGUGUCCCAAAAUCCCCAGGUGCCUGUCGCGACCGGAUUCUCCUCCCUUCACGCUGCCGCCGCCGGCCCGCCGGGCUCCUGCGGGGCCGUGGGGCAGCCCCACGCCAGCCACCUCACGGAGCGGGCCCCCGGUUCCUCCCGCCUCCCUCUCCUCCCUCCCAGGCUGGACUCACCCCGUGCAGAUCGGUCUGUCCUUUCUAGUGCCAGUGGAACUGUUUAGUUUUUUGGGGGUUUGUUUUUUGUUUUUGCUUUUUUUUUUGUUUGUUUGUUUUUUUUUUUUUUUUUUUUUGUACCUGCUUGUUUACUAGUCUCUCCUAGUGCCAUGCACCAGCUUUUCACACACAUGUACGUACACACACACAAAACAGAGAACAACACGAUUUUAACAUGUUCCCCUCCUUUUUUGUAAAUAAAUGUACAAAUUGUCAAUUUUGGGUUUUUUUUUUUUUUUGGUUGGUUUUUGUUUUCGUUUUGUUUUGUUUUGUUUUUUAAUUAAAGGAAGUAUGCUUGAUGUGCUAGCAUAACUGUACCUAGCUUCUUGUGUACCAUAGUACCAGGUGGCUUGAGAAUUAGUACCGACAGACAGACCGACGGAGACAUUUAUUACACUUUUUACCAAAGGGAGUUAUCAUUGUAGUGCUUUUGUGUGGAAACUUUUUUCUCCUUUUUUUGUAAAUAAAAAUAAUGUCUUUGUUCUUAACUGGAGGAAGACACUCGCUCACCCACAGCCCUGUUCCUGGUCUGAAAGGCACCGUGCAGCAUGCAGUUUUUGGGGUGGGGAAGGGGAGGGGGGGCACAUCCGACCAUUUUGUAUGAAUGGUUUCACAAUCUGAGAGGAAAAAGCAGAGGCAGCGCGUGCGUUCGGCGGUUAACACAACCGAGGUAUAAGCAGCCUGUUAAGAUAUAUAAAUAUAUAGUAUAUAAUUUUAAAAUUUUUAAUUUUUGUUUUUCCUGGUGGGUAAUUUUUAUCCACCUAGUCUUCCGGCUCCAAGGACCUUCGCUUUUGGGAAGUGUUGCUGAGCUAUUUAGCUGGGGUUGAUUGUGCUGAUGUAUUUUUCCCUCUCAGUAUUGGAGAAAACAUCAUCUGAAGUACCAAACCAGUAUUUGAUAGAGCUGCUCUGCGUGUGUGUUUGUGUGCGUGCGUGCGUGCGAGAGAAGGGCGAGGGGCUGGGGCGGGUCUCGGUGCAUUUCACUAGUGAAAUCCGCAUAUGGGAUAUAUAUUUUUUUAAGUAUAGAAGUUUAGCGCUGGCAGAUAUUUAAAACACGGGGGAAGAUUCCGAUUUUAAAAAAAAAAAAAAAGAGAAGUCGGCACGGACUUCGUAAGCCACGACAGACACAACUGCACUGUCUCUCCUCCUCAAAGGAGGCAGCUUUCCUUGCACAAACCCAUGCUGCCAGUCCUAAGCACCCAAAACGGCCUCCGUCGUCCCAUCAACCUCUCCCAGGGAUUUAUUUUUUUUUUUUUCCCAAGCCAGCAGGCAGUCUCCUCCCGGCACCGGCGAGGCCGGGGAGCGGGUCCGGAGGGGGACCACUACUCAUUGGCAGCCACCGUGCAGCAGGCAGAUGGUGAACGGGAGCCUCCUAUGGAGAGAGGGAAAGCCAGGGAAGAGCCCAGCGGGGAUUACUCACAGUUUGCCAGCAAUAAAUUCCCUGUCUCGUUUCUCCUCCCUCGCUGUAACCAGGCAGGAAGGGGCUCUGGCACAUCCUCUUCCAUUUCAAAGGUUUCACGCGCACUCCCUUGCUCUCUAUUUCCAACACGUCCCCCCCUCUUUUUUUUUUUAUUUUUUUAUUUUUUUAUUUUUUAUUCCCCUGUUGUAUGCUCAAGGUGAUCUGGAAGUGAAAAUCUUGGGUGAUUUAGACUCUUGACCAGCUCGGAAGCGAACAGCCGCUGCUGCUCGGUGGGUGUCUUGUCCCGGGAGCCGGUGUCAGCGAGCGCGAGGGGGGCUGGCGUGGACCCCCGGGACACGCUGCCUUCGGCGCCCCCCGCCCUCCGUCCCGCACCCCAGCUCUGCUCCCAGCCUGUACAAUAGCAGAGGUUUGGUUUGGGUUUUUUUUUGGUUUGGUUUUUUUUUUUUUUUUCUUUCUAUUUGAACUCGCUUUUUGUAUUCUGUAACGUGAUCCUCGGCCCACAAUCCAUGUGAUUUCUAUACAAAUGUUGUAAACUUGACUGUAGUGCAGUAUUUCCAUUAAAAUAUCAGGGCUAA
Molecule: messenger RNA, 6574 nt
Organism: Tyto alba (common barn owl)
Lineage: Eukaryota; Metazoa; Chordata; Aves; Strigiformes; Tytonidae
Gene: SIN3A
Product: SIN3 transcription regulator family member A
Exons: 21
Coding region: 160-3984 (1274 amino acids)
Biological process (GO): negative regulation of transcription by RNA polymerase II
Cellular component (GO): chromatin
Molecular function (GO): transcription corepressor activity
Source: RefSeq, a predicted model, not a curated record